This is a messenger RNA of Pectinophora gossypiella (pink bollworm), 7150 nucleotides long. It is a transcript of the gene Ide, whose product is annotated as insulin-degrading enzyme. Gene Ontology annotation, biological process: peptide catabolic process. The record is from RefSeq and is a predicted model, not a curated record. Bases 209 to 3211 code for a protein of 1000 amino acids. Gene Ontology annotation, cellular component: mitochondrion; cytosol. Lineage: Eukaryota; Metazoa; Arthropoda; Insecta; Lepidoptera; Gelechiidae. The transcript is spliced from 26 exons. Gene Ontology annotation, molecular function: metal ion binding; metalloendopeptidase activity.
CAGAAGUCAGUCGAUCCGACUUCGUCAUUUUCAUUUUCGAAGAAUCAAAAUUUGUAAUUUUAAAUUACAAAUAUAGGUUUUUUCAAAAUUUUCCAAACUGGCAUCAAGAAGACUACUCAUUUUUGGAGUUCACAGUUUUUCUCCGACGGUUGCAUACAGAAACAACUUGAAUAGUUACUUCCACUACCAGCGACGCAGCCACUCGGCCAUGUCGGGGCCGCAGUGUUCACCGCGGCAGUCCCCGCGGAGCUCCACGACGCCGCCGGGCGCUCCGCCCCGCGUGCUCAAACGCUAUGACGACAUUGUCAAGUCUUCUCAAGAUAAAAGAGAGUACAGAGGUCUGGAGCUGACGAAUCGUCUGAAGGUCCUGCUGGUGAGCGACCCCUCGACCGACAAGUCCGCUGUCGCCGUAGACGUGAAUAUUGGGUAUCUGAGCGACCCGGAGGAGCUGCCCGGACUGGCGCAUUUCUGUGAACACAUGCUGUUUCUUGGUACCACCAAGUAUCCGGAGGAGAAUGAGUACAACAAGUAUCUAUCAGAGCACGGUGGGUCAGCCAACGCGUCUACCUCCUCGGACCACACUACAUAUUACUUCGACAUACUGCCGCAAUAUCUAAAACCAGCUAUGGAUAUUUUCGCCCAAUUCUUCAUCUCCCCUCUCUUCACGGAGUCAGCCACGGGGCGUGAGCUGAGCGCCGUCAACUCUGAACACGAGAAGAACACACAAUCGGACACCUGGCGGCUGGACCAGCUGAACAAGAGUACUGCCAACCCAGCACACCCGUACCACAAGUUUGGCACAGGCAACAAAGAAACGUUGGAAACUAUCCCCAAGCAGAAAAACAUUGAUGUUCGUAAGGAGCUGCUGAAGUUCCACAAGGAAUGGUACUCCUCUAACAUCAUGACCCUCGUAGUCCUGGGAAAAGAAUCCCUGGAUGAAUUAGAAGCGAUGGUGGUACCUCUAUUCUCGCAAGUGGAAGACAAGUCGGUGACGGCGCCGACUUGGCCGGAACAUCCGUUUCCGGCAGAGCUGCGGCGCAAGCGCGCCUACUGCCUACCCGUGAAGGACCUGCGCUCGCUGUCCAUAGACUUCCCAAUACCGGAUUACAGGAAACAUUACAAAAGUGCUCCCAGCCACUAUCUAUCUCAUCUCCUGGGCCAUGAGGGAGCAGGCAGCUUGCUGUCCGCGCUCAAAGCCAGAGGAUGGUGUAACAGUUUAGUAGGAGGUACGCGGAUUGGCGCUCGAGGCUUCGGCUUCUUCGGAGUCCAAGUAGACCUUACGGAGCAGGGCGUCGAGCAUAUAGACGACAUCGUCUGCCUAGUCUUCCAGUACAUCAGCAUGUUACGCGCGACCGGCCCGCAGCGGUGGGUGUGGGAGGAGCAGCGCGACCUGAUGGCCAUGGAGUUCCGGUUCAAGGACUCCCAGGAGCCACGCAGCCUGGCCGUCGGACACGUGCAUAUAUUGCAGGAGUUCCCGAUGGAAGACGUGCUGAGCGCGUACUACCUGAUGUCGGAGUGGCGGCCCGAGCUGAUUGACGAGCUGCUGGCGCUGCUGACGCCAGACAACGUGCGCGUGGGCAUCGUCGCGCAGCAGUUUGGCGACAAGUGCACAAUGACGGAGCCCUGGUACGGAACCAAGUAUUUGCAAGAAGACAUCUCUGAAGAGAAAAUCAAGGAGUGGAAGAACGCUCAGCCGAUCAAGGAGCUCCACUUGCCUCCCCCCAACGAGUUCAUACCCUCGAAGCUGGACAUGGAAACCAGCCAUGAUGCCACCGUCGACGCUGUCGCGCCUGUCAUUGUCAAGGAUACUCCGCUAAUGCGAUUGUGGUUCAAACAAGACAGGGAGUUCAUGCUGCCGAAAGCGUUCAUCACUUUUGACUUAGUCAGCCCCCUAGCGUACAGCGAGCCAACUAACUGCAAUCUCACCUCCAUCUGGGUGUUACUGCUCCGCGACAGCCUGCAGCAGUUCGCUUACAGCGCCGAGCUGGCCGGCCUACGGUGGAGCCUCGCCAACGCCAAGUACGGACUCAGUGUGACAGUAGACGGCUAUGAUGACAAGCAGCACGUGUUGCUGGAGAAGAUUGUCGACCACAUAGUCAGCUUUAAGGCCGACCCGCAGCGCUUCGAGAUCAUGAAGGAGAACCACAUCCGCGCCAUCAAGAACUUCGAGGCUGAGCAGCCGUAUCAGCACGCUGUAUACCAGCAAGCGUUGUGCCUGUCUGAUGUGGUAUGGACGAGGUGUCAGCUUCUGGAUGCAGCUAAAAACGUUACCCCAGCUAUGCUGGAUGAGUUCGCGGCCAUGCUCAUAAGGAAGGUACACGUCGAGGGCCUCAUGAUGGGGAACCUUACGCGUGAGAGAGCGAUCAAGCUGGCUGAUACUAUAGAAAACAAAUUACCAAAAGACGCGACACCGCUGUUAGCUCAACAACUAUUGCUGUAUAGAGAAAUUGAACUGGAAAAAGGAGCGUCGUACCUCCGCGAGACAGAGAACACUGUCCACAAGUCGUCGUGCACGUCGCUGUACUACUCGUGCGGCGUGCGCGCAGCCCGCCCCAACGUGGCGCUGGAGCUGCUGGCGCAGGCCACGCACGAGCGGUGCUUCAACACGCUGCGCACGCAGGAGCAGCUGGGCUACAUAGUGUUCAGCGGGCUUCGUCGCUCGAACGGCGUGCAGGGUCUGCGGGUGAUCGUGCAGAGCGACCGGCACCCGCAAUACCUGGAGACGAGGAUGGAGGCCUUCCUGGCCGGGGUGCAGGAGUACCUAGAGAAGAUGACGGAGGAGGAGUUCCUGAAGCACCGAGCGGCCCUCGCGGCCCAGAAGCUGGAGAAACCCAAACGGCUCGCCAGCAAAGCCUCGCAGCUGUGGAAUGAGAUCACCGCUCAGGUGUACAACUUUGACCGCGCGAAAGUGGAGGUUGAACAGCUGAACACCAUCACCAAGGAAGAGCUGAUGCAGUUCUAUAUGAAGCACAUACACGCAUCAUCUGCGGACCGUCAGAAGCUGGCUGUCUACAUCGUGUCGACAGCAGAGGGCGGUGCCGGCCACAAGGAUGACGAUAAUGAUAAAGAUAAAGUUGAUAAUAAAACCAAGAUAACACCCGAGCCCGUGAAAGUGACCGAUCUAGUGGAAUUCAAGUCGAGAAGAAGACUGUAUCCUCAUCCAAUGCCCUUCACCAACAUACCAAGGAAAGGAGCACACUGCAAACUAUAAUGUACACUAACUACUGGGGCGGACCCAACCAGUCGACGAGCUACCUCCGCCCAUACAACACAGAUGGCGCUCGUCGUAGAACGCAGGCCUAAAACGCGCUAACGAAGUUUGCACAGCGCGACGCAUAUAUACAACUCCCAACGUAACACCGUUGGAUCGUCGAUCCCUAGUCACACUACCAACUUGUGGCUAGCGGGGUACUAUGCUCUGUUCGAAGGGAGCACAUCUUAGCCGCUAAAGUUUAUUCUAGCCCACUAUUGGGAAUGAACCCUCACGAAAUUAAGGGAACUGGAACUAUUUAGUUCCUUAUGCAUAAGGGAAGAGGAACUGUUUAAUUGCUCAUUCAAAUGCGGGAUAUACUUUUUAGUUCCUCAUUUGAAAUGGAAUAACUUAGUUCUUCGUUCAAAUAUAAUGCUGAUUAUUAAAUAAGGAAUUAAAUAGUUUUUUUUUAAAGGGAAAAGGAACUUAGUUCUUCAGUAUUUAUUAUAUUUCAAUGAACUUAUUUUUUAUUCAAAUAUAAUACUAUUUAAUAAAUAGUAUAGGUAGUUCCUAUUUAAAAGGGAGAAAGAACUUAGUUCUUUAGUAUUAUAUUUCAAUAAAGAACUAAAUUCCUUUUCCCUUUUAAAGAAUAACUACUUAAUUCCUUAUUUAAUAGAUAAAAAGAAUUACAAAAUACCUUAUUUAAAAAGCACAAUUUAGUUCUUUGAAGGUAGGUCAAAUGUAAAAGACAAUAUAGUGACUAAGAUUGAGAAGGCAAUAUUAAGUUGGCUUGGACACGUAGAGCGGAUGAAGGAUAAUAGGAUUCAGAAAGCAGUAUAUAAAGCGAAGGUUGGUGGAACGGUUUGCAGAGGAAGACCUAGAAGGACGUACAUUGACCAAAUUGGAGAUGUCCUUAGUAAAGGUUCAGUACGAUCUACUCUGAACCGGCGUGCGCGUAUGAAGCGAUUGAUGAAUGUCGAGGAAGCAAGAGAAGUGUGUCAGAAUCGAUGCAAAUGGAAUUCUAUAGUCCCUGCUUAGCCCGAUGGGGAACAGUUUAUGUAUGUAUGUAUGAAGGUAGGUACUAAAUAGUUCCUGUUAUUUACGGUCACGAGCAUUAAUAUGUAUACACUUUGGCACCAUGUCACAUUAACUUUUUUGACAAAUUGAACUGUAAGUCUUACUAAAUGUCAAAUAUGUUAGUGCGACAGACUCCUAAAGUGGGUACAUUAUAUUGCUCAUGGCUAUACAUCGGAGCCGCCAUAUUGCGGCUUUUAAAAUUAGACAAUUUUAAUAAGUACACUGUUACUGUGGUCGCCCAGUUGGAAGAACGCUUAACUCUCACUGUAAGGUCGCAGGUUCGAAUCCAGCACAGGCCUAAACCCAUGGUAUAAGAAAACCAGGUAUGCUCAAUCCUAUGACAACACCAUUGCUAGCCCAUUGAUGACGUAAGUGUUACCAUUCAAUUGGUAUCUCCAACAUUCCAAGGACGUAAAUUUUAUUAUUGAAAAUUAAGUGAAUUACUGACUAAUGUAUUUAAUUACUAUUAUUUGUCACAUACAUAAAAAUAAUUAAAACUGUACGUGUUGAGAGUGUAUAAAAAAUAAUAAUAAUAAUAAUAAAAAAGUUUAUUUAGGUAAAAUCUACGACACACAUAUACAUUUACAACAUUAAAAUAUACACACAUUACAGUGAAAAAUAUCACGAAAGCCAAAACAAAUGAUAAACUAAAAUGAAUAAAUUUUAAUAAUAUUUUCAAUUAAUAUUUUAUAAAUUAAAUCAUAAUUAACAUAUAAGUGCAAUAAUAUUGUUUUUCUACUCCUCUACUUUAAUCUGGCAUUUAAAUAACCAAAAAGUCUAAUAUAAGUACAUACAUAAUUAAACUCUUUGAAAAAGUGUACGCUCUAUGGCCUAUAAAAGCAUUGUUUACAAAGUGUAACUGUACUAUAAUGUCGCCAAAAAAGCAUUGUUGUUGUUUUUUUUUUUUGACCUGGAAACUGGCACCUUUACUUUGUUUGGUGCCAUAGAUAUACUAUAAAAAAAGUAUACAUUUGCCGCCAUUUUCCCGCGCGUUGGAAAAUAAAUUGGAAAUUUUUUGUGUUUCGUUUAAAAUUACGUCGUCGUAGAAAAAGUAUUGUAUGCAACGUUGUAUAACUAGGUCAAAAAAUGCUCGUGGCGUCUCUUAUUGCGAUGUUCGCCAAGGCUCACAUCGCAACUCACGCCACUCGCAUUUUUUGACCCUUCUUAUACAACUGUUGCAUAAAAUACUAUAAAAUAUGGUGAGUAUGAUAAAUACUAAUUGUAUCACUGGCUAAUAAUUAAGUAUGUUGUCCUCUCUACCAGUUGCAGUGCCCUUACCGGGUCCAUGUUGAUACUAUAAUACUUACUUCUGUAUUUUUAUAACACCACAAUUUAUACGAACACAUGGUCGCAAUAAAACAUUUCUAUUUCUAUUUCCAUUCUAAGCUGAUUUAUUAGAACCAAAAAACUGACAUUUAAAAACAACAGAACUUAAGUAAUAUGACAAAGGAGGAAACAAAUUUGGGACGACCAAGGAGGCCGUCGUUGACAGUACGUUUUUUUUUUUAAUAAAUGUAAAAAAAAUCCAUGAAAAGUAAAUUAAAAACAUUGGACGUGGGUAAUUUAUUUUUUACAAAAUGGCAACGCAGGGCGGGGUGACGUCAGCUGGGCUAACCUUGAAAUGUUAGCUGUCACUUUUGAGCAUACCUGGCCUUCUUAUACCAAACCUAAACCUAUGAUUUUCGAAUUCGUUUUUUGAAUUCUCUAUGAAAUACGAGUUAAUCCUAGGGGGGUGAUCAAGCUAUAUCUAACUGUUGGUGUAACAGAAAGCUCGGUGAGGCGUGGAUACUUUGUUCAUCUUGCGAUGGAUGCACCUCUGACUACCCCAAUUGGGAUAUAGUUGUGAGCUUAUACUUAACGAAGUAUAGUAAAUAAUAUACAAUGCAUUGUAAAAAUUUAUUUUUCUGUUGUUUUUUUUUUUGUGUCAGUGUUGCCAUGUGAUUGUUUGUAAUUGUUUUCAUUUUGAAUGAGGGAAUUUCCAGGCCACGUUUCUCAAAAACAAUGUAGAUGGCGCUGUAAAGAUUUUCCUUCGUUUAACCUUCUAAUUUCAUGGAUAUUCAAAAUUCAAAUUCAAAAAUAUCUUCAUUCAGUAGGUAACAUAGUUACACUUUGAAUAGUCAAUUUUUACAUAACGAACGUCUCGUCCGCCUAAAACUACUGCAGCUCACAACCUGUAUAGCCGGGGAAAAGAAGCUGCAAGAAAAACCUCGGCACAGGGCCCUAGACGUUCUGUAAAAAAAAAAAAUAACAGACAUAAUGCAUCUUUUAUCUUUGUUUUUGGGUAUAAAUGAUAACCCUUUUUAUUACACCCAGACACAAUUACAUCUUCCAUCCAUUAUUAUUCUGAUCAAAAUAAAGAGAAGCAAUAUAGGUAGCAAUGUAAUGCUAUACAUAAUGUGAUCCAAAUAUCAAGCAACAAUUAUUUUUAUACAUAAGCUUCUUGAAUAAUUAUUUACCCGAGUAAUGGGAAAAUAGGUAAUCUUGAGGAGCUCGGUGGCGCAGCUUUAAACGCGCUCGGUCUGCGAUUGUUGAAGUUAAGCAACUUUCGCAAAGGCCGGUCACAGGAUGGGUGACCACAAAAAAAAGUUUUCAUCUCGAGCUCCUCCGUGCUUCGGAAGGCACGUUAAGCCGUUGGUCCCGGCUGCAUUGGCAGUCGUUAAUAACUAUCAAUCCGCACUGGGCCCGCGUGGUGGUUUAAGGCCCGAUCUCCCUAUCCAUCCAUAGGGAAGGCCCGUGCCCCAGCAGUGGGGACGUUAAUGGGCUGAUGAUGAUGAGGUAAUCUAGACAGCGCCAUCUACAUUGUUUUUGAGAGACGUUGCCUGGAUAGUCAUUAUGCAUUUUAUUUUCGUAGUUAAGGAUAAAUAAAAUGGAAAUUUGAAUCGA